Ornithorhynchus anatinus (platypus) is the source of this 1364-nucleotide messenger RNA. It is a transcript of the gene C13H14orf119, whose product is annotated as chromosome 13 C14orf119 homolog. The transcript has 2 exons. The coding region runs from base 321 to 755 and encodes 144 amino acids. NCBI's taxonomy places the organism in Eukaryota, Metazoa, Chordata, Mammalia, Monotremata, Ornithorhynchidae. The record is from RefSeq and is a predicted model, not a curated record.
GGGAUCGGCUCCGCUCGGAGACGUUCGGCUGGUGGACGUUGGGCUCCGUGAGCCUUCGGGCAUCUCCGGCUCCCCGUUCGCUCCCGAUCGGCGGCGCUCGGCUCUCUUCGGGCCCAAGCGCUCUCGGGAAUCUCCGGCGGCGGGGGCCCCCCGGGCCGAAGCGCCCAGUCGGCUGGGUUCGGGCCCGGAAAUAGGCGCCUUCCCGCUCUGCUCCCACGGUGGCCAUCGACGUUUCGAAGUCAGGUGGAGGCGGCCCCGGGAGCCGGAACCCCAACCUUCCCGGGAAGCUCCCGGGGGCUCCUCGGGGGCAGGAGGAGAAGAUGUCCCUAGAGCCAUCAUCCUCCUCCACGCCUCUCCUCUUCUCUUCCCCCGUCCUGGCGGGAACUUCCGACCCUCCUCCCGCCUCGAGCUCCCCGCCUCCCGUGUCUUACAUCACUUCCCAAGAGAUGAAGUGCGUCCUUCACUGGUUUGCCAGCUGGUCCGGUCCCCAGCGCGAGCGCUUCCUGCAGGACCUGGUGACCAAAGCGGUGCCGGGCAAGCUGCAGCCCCUGCUGGACGGCCUGGAGCAGCUCAGCGUGUCCGGACCCGACCGGCCGCCGCGCAUCUUCGAGUGCCAGCUGCGCCUCUGGGACCAGUGGUUCCACAGCUGGGAGGAGCAGGAGCGUAACGCGUUUGUGGGCCAGCUGGAGGCCAGCGAGCCGGACUUCGUGGCCCGGUUCUACCAGGCGGUGGCCGCGACCUCUGGAAAAGACUGAUGGGACGUGGAGGGGGCAGGGGCGAGGUCCGACAUCGGUCUUGGAGCCAGGGAAGGGAUUUCUGUCUCGCGGGGUGGUCCGGGAGCCACACUCAGACCAGCAAGCCAGACAGACUGACAGGCCCAAACUGGAGGUUUCACAGCUCACUGACAGAGCACCCGAGCACCUGGGUCCCCCGGGUUUGGAGUCGGACAGGUCACCCUGAGCCUGCUCCUUAUGGAAAAGCUCCACGGCUCCUCUGGCUGAUGCCACCCUCCAGGACGUUGGGGCGGGAGGCGUCUACGUGUGACUUCCUGUGGAGUCCAGGGGCCAGGAUCAAGUCCUCCCUGUGGCCGGCUCCCCAGGGGAGGAACCAGUUGUGGUGGCCGGGGCUCUCUUUCCCGAAAGAGAUUAGGAAGGGCUGGACCGAUGACAUUCUCCUCCCCAGAAUUCUGGCGUGACUCAGCUUCCCCCAGCUGUGGGCCAGCCUGGUGUGGAGCAUCAGCGAUUGGGGGAGGGAGAGAGGAGGAAAAGCAGGACCACAUCGGGCUACGCUCAGUACAGACAGGCGUUCGGUUUGUCCGGGAAGCCAAAGAGCAGGGACUUUGAGUAAAGGAUGCCCAGACCUAA